Molecule: messenger RNA, 5030 nt
Organism: Capsaspora owczarzaki ATCC 30864
Lineage: Eukaryota; Filasterea; Ministeriida; Capsasporidae
Product: helicase superfamily protein
Exons: 3
Coding region: 20-4702 (1560 amino acids)
Molecular function (GO): nucleic acid binding; ATP binding
Source: RefSeq, a predicted model, not a curated record
GCUCAGUCCAAAAAGCUUCAUGUCGCUGAAGCGGUCGCUGGAGCAAUGCGAAGAACAACAAGAAGCAGAAGCAGAGGAGGAGGACGAGUUUGUGACGGUUCCAAUGUGGCCGGACGACUCUGCAGAUGAGGCUGCGAAUCGCACGGCAACGACAGCGACGACCGCGAGCGAGGCAGAGGCAGAGGCAGAGGCAAGGCGGGAAGCAGCGCGCAAACGGAUUCGCUUGGCGCUGAGCGAGAUGGACAAUGGCGACGAGGCUGGCGAGCCACCAGCCAUGCAAGAGCAAGCGAGGCAAUUCGAAUCGAACGCCACACAUUCUGAGGGUGAAGCGGACAGACCUGCUGCUGCUGCUGGUGCUGCUGGUGCUGCUGGUGCUGCUGCUGCGUCUGGCGUGCAACUUGGAAAACAACAACCACAACAAGCUGUCAAGACGCAGACAAACGCCGCAAAGAACGCCGAGAUGCAAGCGCGCGCGGCGAUCGAGCAGCUCGCAACGGACGACCAGAAAAUGCUCGUGGCCAUGUACAGCGCGAUCGACGCAGCGUGCUCACUGCUCAAGCCGCGUGGAAUCAUCUGCACUCUGAGCCGAAUUUCCAGCACCGUCCAAGCAAUGAGUGGUGUCACUCCGACCUGGAACGUGAUUCAGCGCAUUGCGAAUAUUGCGCCAAGCCAUGUCAUGCUGCAGCACGUUCAAAUGCCGAGUGAAACGCACUCAAAGCAGGAUGCUGCCAUCCGCCGCUACUUGACGCUGGAGCACUAUGGUUCUGCCGCCGCCGCUCGCCCGAGCGCGCUCUAUCAGUCGCGAUUCGCACAGCCCGAUCUCUACGCUCCUCCAAAUGCCGACCAACAGACCCGAAAUGUGCCGUUCAGCAGCAGCAGCAGCAGCGCUGUGCCCGCGCUCGCCUUUGUCCGUGCAGACCCCGCAAUCCGGCACGUGCUUGCGCCUGAUGAGGACCCGUCGACGCAUCUCGAGAUUGUCUUUUCACAUUUGCGGUCGUUUGGUAGCAGCACUGCCAUGUCUGCGGCCCAAUCGACGGCUCUACUCCGAAGAAAGACGCGCUUUGUGCGUUUGCUUCUCGCAGCGGCGGCGGCGUCACCCAACUCUGAAAACCAGUCAACGGACGUUGGCGCUUUCCCGGCUGUCGACCCAGACCCGCCUCAACCGUCCCAAGCAACCCCAGCCGACCUUCUGGCGUUGCCGGUUACAUCGCUUGCCGAUUCGCUUCCCGAUUCGCUUCCUACUACGCCGUUCGUGGCAAAUGAAACCGAAUCAUCGACACCAACAGCACACAAAACUGACGGCGGACCCUUGCAUUCGGCCCAUGAAUUUAUUCAGCAAAUUCAGGCCCAGCCAUUCUAUGAAGGACAAAUUGUGCAUAUUCAGGACAUUCCGGCCAGGCCGGCCCAAGUGAAGCCCUUGACAAUCAACCUGCACCCUGCCAUGCGCGCUGCUCUUGUUGAGCGUGGGUUUGACUCGUUGUACUCUCAUCAAGUCGAAGCACUGGAGGCGCUAUGGAAAGGCCAGCAUGCCAUUGUUUCGACUUCAACCAGCAGCGGCAAAUCGCUCAUUUAUAAUGCCACUGCGAUCAAUGCAGCCUUGAUGAACCGACAAGCUUUGGCGCUCUACCUUUUCCCCACAAAGGCUCUGGCUCAAGACCAACUUCGGGCGCUGAAUGCACUGCUGGCGCUGUCUUCUCUCGUGCCCUAUCAGCUGUUUGCGGCCACACUGGACGGUGACACCCCCAAAAGCGAGCGAGCCAACGUGCGCGAGAGCGCGUCGGUCGUGUUGACAAACCCGGACAUGCUUCACGUCAGCAUUUUGCCCCAGCACAAAAAUUGGCCGCGUCUCUUUUCGCAGCUUCGCCUUGUCGUUGUCGAUGAGGCACACGUCUACUCGGGGGCGUUUGGCUCUCAUGUUUCAUGCGUGCUUCGGCGAUUGCGGAGGCUCUGCGAACUCUACGGCGCCGCGCCUCAGUUUAUCUGCUGCUCGGCCACGAUUUCCAACCCUCGCAACCUCAUGUCGCAGCUGAUUGGCGUUCCAGAACCGGAGAUUGCGGUGAUUUCCCGCGACGGCUCUCCAUCGGGGCACAAAAAGUUUGUGUUUUGGGACCCGAACGCAAAGCUGUGGCGGGCCAUCACAGCAGCAAAGCAAGCUGCUGCGCAAGCUGCCAAGGCGCGGAACGACGCAACACGUCACUCGGUUUUUGUUGAAGAAGGAGGCGCACCAGCAGCAACUGCCGAAGCCAAACACCAAGAAUCAUCCUCGUUCGCGUCCAUGUUCGGAGGUUCGGAAGCUCUGCGUUCCUCGACAGUCGAUCUGACGCAGUUUUUCGAUGCAGAUUUGCUUCACCAGAUGGCCAGCUUGAGCUCUGACAGUGUGUCGUCCGUAGAAGAAAGUGGUCUGGACAGCAGCCGGACUCUUUCCGAUCCCGAUCUCGCACUCAUCUCCGAUGCACUGUCGCCUGGGCCGUCCGUCGCCUCGACCGCUGAAGCAACGACUCUGCUACACAAGCCUGCUGCCAUGGUGCCCGCUAUCGCGGCCAGUGGCCCAGAUUCCGGCAGCUUCAAUCCAGUCACCGUGCUGUCUGGUAGCCGACCCGGCUUCACCACUGCGUCGUCUCUCGUCUCCACGGCUUCCUCGCACCCGCAUCCCAACGAAGGCGUUUCGAUUAUUUUGCGCGCGUUGAGUGAUCCUCAUCGUCGCCAGCACCUGCUAAAGUCACCGUUGGUCGCCUGUGCGCAGAUUCUCCGACUCGCAGUCAAGCUGGGCCUCCGGACGAUCGCAUUUGCACGAAUCCGCAAGGUCUGCGAGCUCAUGCUCAGGUAUACUCACCGCUUUCUCGUCGAAGAAGGGCUGGCAUCGCUUGUGCCAAAGGUCACCUCGUACCGUAGCGGCUACUCGAUUCCGGAUCGCCGCCGAAUUGAACGCGGGCUCUUCCACGGGCAUCUCACGGCCAUCACGGCGACAAACGCCCUCGAGCUGGGCGUGGAUGUCGGAACACUGGAUGCGACGCUGCAUCUCGGCUUUCCCAGCUCACUCUCGUCGCUGUGGCAGCAGGCCGGUCGCAGUGGCCGGAACGAACGACCAAGCGUUUCCAUCUUCGUGGCCUACCCCUCCCCGAUCGAUCAGCACUUUUGCCGCCACCCUCUCGAAAUUUUCACUCGAGAAAUGGAAGCUUCAUGCAUUGAUCCCGGAAACGAGAGCGUGCUUUGGGGUCAUUUGUUGUGCGCCGCAGCCGAGCAUCCCCUGACCGACGCAGACAGCCAAUGGUUUGGCCCCACUUUUGACAGCGUAGUUGCCGUCAUGUUGGCCGGUCGACGACCCGGUGGUGUCCCCAUGGAUGGCGGAGCCGUGCUGGCUCGCCGAAACGGUCUGUACGUGCAAACCUUUCGAAUUGAGGUUCCUUCGGCGGCCGUCAGCAUCCGCAGUAUCGACACAAUUCGCUACAAGGUCGUGAACGAACUCACUGGCGAAUGCCUGGACGAGAUUGACGAGUCGCGGGCGUUCUUUGAAAUCUAUGACGGCGCCAUCUACUUGCAUCAAGGGAACGAGUACUUGGUGCGCAAGCUCGAUUUAACCGAACGCAUCGCCUUUGUAAAGCCCUGCAUCGCUGGAUACUACACAAAGCAGCGUGAUCGAAAGGACGUGCAAACUUUGCGGGUGAUUAAGAGCGGCAGCGCAACCAGGCAAGUUCUCUCAACCAUUUCGCAGCCCGAGGAGCAACAACCUGGGACCUUAGAGUGGGCAUUUACUGAGCACCAUGUCGACCAUGACCACCCAACCCUGCAUCCUGUGAGAAAUCGAGAGUCAUUAAGUGCCCACCAGCAACCGGGCAUUCCUGGCAGCCCAAAUGCAGAAACCCCUCCUCCUAGCUUGACCCCCUACCCAACUCCCGCACAUCGUGAUGAUGACCAUCUGCCGUCAAGCCCCAGUAGACGGCGAUUCAUGUCUCGAGAAGCUCUGGCGCGCCCCCACGGACGACUGCAACGUCCAGAAUUUGUGCCCAGCGGUUUCCAGACGACUCUGCAGCAAGAUGUCCCUCCAAGCUCGUCCGAAGCAGUCCCGCAUGAGGUCAUUCCGGCCGGCACAAUAAGCUGCAACUACGCAAAGGCCAAUGUCUGCUUGAGCGUGUUUGGAUUUAAGAAAAUUUGGCAAAAGAAUUCGGCAGUGUUUGAUCGGCUGCCGCUUGAUCUGCCUCCAGUGGAAUUCGAGACAUACGCCAGCUGGAUUGACCUAUCACAAUCCGUCAAGCGCCACGUUGAAGCCUGUGGGUUUGAGUUUCGAGCCGGAGCCCACGGUGCAGCUCACGCCGUUCUCAACAUGGUGCCGCUGUUUUUAUCGUGCGACCCAAACGACCUCGGAACGGAGUGCAUCAGCAUUAGCGAGACCCGCCUGCGACCUCCGCGCAUUCUGCUGUACGAUACUAGACCUGGCGGUGUUGGGCUUGCUCUCAAAGCGUACCAUCUCUUGCCGGCUAUGCUCGAAGCAGCAUAUCAGCUUGUGCGCGAGUGCGUGUGCGACAACGGCUGCCCGUCCUGCAUCCACGCCGUCACCUGCAGUGAGCAUAAUUCAGUGAGUGACAAAUCCGCGGCUCUCGAGAUCAUGCGGUGUGUUCUUGCGGGUGGUGAUCCCUCGGCAAAAGUCGUAGCGGCCAAUCCUUCUUCGUCGCAAGUGACUCACCGCGCACACGACCGUCCCUGACUCUCGGAAGUUGGCUGUGUUCUCUCGCUGAACACCUCCGUUGCCAACUUCUGGAUUGAGGUCAACAACAUUCACGCUGCCGUGUCGCCGGCCUCCCGACCCUCCGCCGCGAUGCCAACUCGAAAGCUGCGGUUGCCAGCCUCAUGAAGGAAGCCAAAGCUGCUCCCAACAAUGCCGGAGCGACCAAUUUCCAGUCCCUUGUUGACUAUUCAAACGGGUGCUCGUUGUAGAUCUAAUGCAUGUCCCGCAAGUUUGCCGAACAACUUUUCCCUUCAGAUCCGCACCAAAAUUACCAACUCGCCUAUUUAAUUUUGUUCUUCAAAGUUUU